Molecule: messenger RNA, 1518 nt
Organism: Cryptosporidium ubiquitum
Lineage: Eukaryota; Apicomplexa; Conoidasida; Eucoccidiorida; Cryptosporidiidae
Exons: 1
Coding region: 1-1518 (505 amino acids)
Biological process (GO): proteasome assembly
Cellular component (GO): cytosol
Source: RefSeq, a predicted model, not a curated record
AUGGGCAGUCAUUUGGAAAAUCAAUUAAAAAAAAAACUACAGGAUUUCCUAGCUUCCCCCCUUUGUAAAGAAUCUUAUGAUGAACUUUCUAGCGUAAUAUCAGUAGUUGGUUUACUUGAGUUAUUACUUAAUUCAAAUGAUAUUGAUGAUAUUACUCUAAUAACUGAGGUUUUAAAGCGUUUGACCAUAUUAGGAGCUCUGGAUGAUGUUAUUUUUGAUAUGCCUAAUGCUAUAGAGAUGCUGGAGAAGGGAUCCAAAUCUCAGGUAGAAUGCAUUAGAUUAUUGGUAGCUUUUAUUUUAAACUCGCUUUCUAUGAAUGAUUUAAAAUGCAAAAAGGCUUGUGAAAAAGGAUUUUAUUCAAUACUGGGAUUAUUAUUAAGAGAUAUAGAUAUAUCGAUAGGAGAGUCAGCAUCAAAGACAUUAAAGUCUAUUUCAAAAAUUAAUCCAGAAUAUGUUUAUGACCAGGAAUUGAUCAAUAAAUUACUUAAAAAUUUUAAAUUACUGAAAGAUGAAACCAGAUUGAGAAUUAUUGAUACUUAUAUAUCAAUAGGCUCAAUUUCUGAGGAUUUGUUCAACAAAUGUCAAGAAAAAGGUGAAUUCUACUCACUAGCUUUAAAGGAAUAUUUUACAGAAGAUAUAUUGUUAAAGUUGGUAUCAAUGAAAUUAUUAGAAGAUCUAGGUGAAUACAGUUGGGGAGUAAAAUUUAUAAUAAACAAUUCAACCCCAGAAUUAUUAAUUGAUGAUCUUAAUAAUCCAAUGUUUGAUGAUGAAAUAAAAAUAUCUAUAGUUUAUUUAUUAUCAAAAAUGAUAAAUAACAAUCCUGAAAUGUCAAAAAAAAUAUUCACAAUGUCAGGGAAUUCAUUUAUUCAAACUCUCAAAGAGUUCAUGGGGUCUUAUAAUAGUAUAACCUGUAGUGAGAAUCAUUUAAAAUCUGUCUGUGCAAUCAACUGUUGGGGACUUUUUACUUGUAGUUUAAUAAGUUUCCAAAAUUUAAUGGACAUUUGGGAAGGUUCUUUUCAACAAAUGCUCAAACUGGUGUCGAAUUCAAAAUCCGAGAUUUCUCUUUCUAGUUUGAAUUCUUGGGUAACAUUCUUUGAGAGUAAGGAUAUAAAAGAAAUACUUAACCAAACUAAAACAAGCUUUGGAUUAAAACAAGCUAUUGAAACUCAGCUUUUACCCACUAUUAUUUCUGAUUUAAUUUCAAAGCCCUUCCCAGAAAAUAGGACACUAAUUUAUAGAAUUUUAACAUUAAUGAUUCCAAAUUUUCCAAAUAUAACAUCAAGUUUAAUUUCUAAUCAUAAAAUUAGGCAUCUUUUUUUGAAUCCAAAUAGCGACUCAAAUAAGGAUAUUUUGUAUAUCAAGUAUGAUCUUGUUAAGCAAAUGGUGAAAUUUGAUCAAAGUGCUAUUAAUAGUCUUUCUGACCCCAAUUUCAGCUCAUCUUUGGAAGAAUAUGUUAAAGUUGGGCCCUUUUAUAAAUCUCAUUCUGCUGAAAUGCAAAUUCAGGACCUAACCGUUUAG